Pistacia vera is the source of this 835-nucleotide messenger RNA. RefSeq lists its product as uncharacterized. Gene Ontology annotation, molecular function: alpha-(1->6)-fucosyltransferase activity. The annotation marks the transcript as partial. Gene Ontology annotation, biological process: protein N-linked glycosylation. The record is from RefSeq and is a predicted model, not a curated record. Lineage: Eukaryota; Viridiplantae; Streptophyta; Magnoliopsida; Sapindales; Anacardiaceae. The transcript is spliced from 3 exons.
AUGGAGGUACAGGUACUAAAACAGAAGACUCUUGAAAGAGUUGUAUCACAGAGAGCUCUGCAAAUGGGGAGUUCAUUUCCUUGUCAAAUUUGUGUGGUGGUUUUUCUCUCCGGGGUCUGCCUCACCUCUUUGUUUCUUGCUACUCUUACUUCAUUUGGUAGUUUAGAGUUUGGUGGGAUUUCAUUUUCUUCCAUUUCAAUGGGAACUCCACCUGUGAAUUCAAGUUCAGACAUGAUCAACUGCAAAUUUGAUUCACAUCGAAGUGAAAGAGAAGAUGAGGAUGAGAGAGUUUCGUUGUUGUAUUCAGCAUGGAGUGCUUUACUUACUGAUCCAGUAAUGGAAGAAAGAGAGUUUUUACAAAGAUUUGGAAUAGAAAGAUCCAGUGUGCCCAAUGCUCCUCAUUUUGAGGACUGCAAGUUGAGUGCUAGAGUAAAUACACGUCUUGAUACCCGUUCUAAGAACGGAAACUUCCCUCCAUGGACAAGCUGGAAGGGACGACUGGACAUGUAUGCAGCAUCGGAGGCCAAUGAACAAAUUCAACAAUUUAGGCAUCGUGACAUUUCGGAAGGUGUUUAUCCUCCUUGGAUUACAGGGUCAGACGAGGAUAAUUAUCCCCUUACCAGGAAAGUGCAACGGGAUUUAUGGGUUUAUCAGCAUCCAUCAAACUGCAGUGAUCCUGGUGUAAGAUUUCUGGUAGCAGACUGGGAAAGAUCAGCCGUCUAUGGAAUCGGGGCACAGAUUGCUGCAAUGGUUGGGCUUUUUGCUACAGCAAUCAAUGAAAAAAGGGUGCUUGUCACAAACUAUUAUAAUCGAGCGGAUCAUGAUGGUUGUAAAG